This is a messenger RNA of Jaculus jaculus (lesser Egyptian jerboa), 1395 nucleotides long. RefSeq names its product melanoma antigen preferentially expressed in tumors-like. Lineage: Eukaryota; Metazoa; Chordata; Mammalia; Rodentia; Dipodidae. Gene Ontology annotation, cellular component: cytoplasm. The transcript is spliced from 3 exons. The record is from RefSeq and is a predicted model, not a curated record. Gene Ontology annotation, biological process: positive regulation of cell population proliferation; negative regulation of cell differentiation; negative regulation of DNA-templated transcription. Bases 1 to 1395 code for a protein of 464 amino acids.
AUGACGAUGGACAGAAAGGACCCAGCCACACUGCUAGAACUUGCUAUACAGAGUCUACUGAAUAAUGAACCUGCAGCAAUUCAUGCCCUUAGGGAAAUCCCAAGAGAACUUUUCCCCCCAUUGUUCACUGCUGCCUUCAAGGGUGGGUGUAAGAAGACACUGGCAGCCAUGGUGAAGACUUGGCCCUUUUUCUGUCUCCAUAUUGGGAAAUUAGGAGUACAGGAAGCUCAUGAUGAAUGCUUGAAAGCCAUGAUCGAUGGUCUUCAGGUUCUUCCUGAACAGAAUACUGCUACUGGGGGCUCCAAACUGAAGAUCCUUGAUUUGAGGCCACAAUCUGACUGCAGGACGACAUGCUCUCAUAUCAUUACCAAGUCUCCUGUUUGUUUUCAUUCUUGUCCUUACUUUCAGAACUUUCCCCUGAAAAGAGAAGCCCAGCAUAGUACUGCAAAUUUAGGGUCUCAAUCUCAAUUGCCCAGGAAUCCUACAGAAUUAGUAGUAGACAUCUCCCUUGAUAAUACAUUGAGGGCAACAGAAUUUCUUUGUUUGCUUCUAAAUAAAGUAGAACAGAGCAUCGGGUGUUUGCAUCUCUGCUGUCGAGAUCUACAAAUUUAUAAAUUGUCUAAAUAUAAAAACAAAGUGAAAUUUCUGAAUAUGUUAUGCAUUGAUCACCUGAAAGUUGAUCAGGCUUCACUGAGUGAAGCCAACAAACUCUUGUCUCAAAUGGUACUCCUGGAUAGCCUUACUUUGUCUAAAAUCACAUUUAGAUCUUUGAAUGGGAAAGUCUUCAGAACAUUUCUCAGCCAUCUUGAGAGGAUGGACAACCUCCAGGAGCUCCACUUAUCUUACUUCUGCAUAAGAGAUCACCUACAUGAAGUGCUCAGAGUCCUGCCAAAUGAUUUGGAUUUCUUGAAUCUGCGUUUCUGUGAACUUUCUUACAGAGACUUUACAUUUCUGUCCCAGAGCCAUCAGGCUACCCAUCUAAAGCUGUUGAAUCUCAGUAAUAAUCCAGUAUCCUGGGAAGAUAGUGGGCCCCUUCGGAUACUUCUGGAGAAUCUCUCAGGUACACUGCAGCAUCUAGAGCUAAAUCAUUGCCUUAUAGCAGAUUCGACAGUCUCUGCUCUCAUCCCAGCUCUAAGCCGCUGUUCCCAUCUCCGAGUCUUUAGCUUUGCCUCUAACCCUAUUACAAUGUCCAUGCUCAUGAGGAUUGUGCAGCACUUAACCCUCCUGAUGGAGCUGAAAUAUGUCUUUUAUCCUAUCCCUGUACAUUGCUAUGAACAAUGGCAUCCUCAUGGUAAUUUAGACCAACAGAAACUUGCUGAAGUAAAAGCACAGCUGAAGAUGAUGCUACACAGGGUACAGAGGAAUGACAUGAACUGGAACACAUUUUCUGAAUAA